Pangasianodon hypophthalmus (striped catfish) is the source of this 4844-nucleotide messenger RNA. RefSeq names its product collagen, type XV, alpha 1a (gene col15a1a). Lineage: Eukaryota; Metazoa; Chordata; Actinopteri; Siluriformes; Pangasiidae. The coding region runs from base 197 to 4144 and encodes 1315 amino acids. The transcript is spliced from 43 exons. Gene Ontology annotation, cellular component: basement membrane. The record is from RefSeq and is a predicted model, not a curated record.
GGAUAAAGGUGGAGGUCCACGGCUUGAGCCCGGGAGUCAGAUUUCAGUGUUUUUGAGGGGGCAGAUUGAGCUGAGGGUGAACUGAGACUGUCUUUGUUCAGGAGCAGCUCCUGAAGGUGCGGAGCAGAGCGCGGAGACACACAGCUCCUCACGGCUUCUGCUUCUACACCGCCAGCUCCUUCGUGAGCGCGGAGACAUGGCUUUCCUAAGACUGCCACCCUGGUGCUGUUUGUACCUCGCUGCUUUGUGGCUUUUCCAUCCAGCGACCGCGUUCCAGCUGCAGGACGAGAGGGGCUCUAGUAGCCAGCUGGAUCUGACAGAGCUCAUCGGUGUUCCUCUCCCUCCAUCUGUCUCUUUCAUUACUGGAUUUGAAGGUUUUCCUGCAUACAGCUUUGGUCCAGAUGCAAACGUAGGCCGCCUCACACGCUCCUUCAUUCCUGACCCCUUCUUCCGCGACUUUGCUAUCAUUGUCACUGCUAAACCCACGACUCGCCAUGGAGGAGUCCUGUUCGCCAUCACCGAUGCCCUACAGAAGAUAGUGCACUUGGGAGUAGCACUGGCACCAGUAGAGGAUGGGUCACAGCGAGUGAUUCUGUACUACACUGAACCAGGGGCCACACGCACUCAGGAGGCUGCUUCCUUUAAGAUGGGGGACCUGACAGGCCGCUGGGCCAGAUUCACUCUGGCUGUGCAGGGGGAUGAGGUGAAGCUCUAUAUGGAUUGUGAGGAGCACCACAGGGUUGCUUUCCACAGGAGCCAGAAGAGUCUUACGUUUGAGCCCAGCUCAGGCAUCUUUGUGGGGAACGCGGGAGGAACCAGGCUGGAGAGGUUUGUGGGAUCUAUUCAGCAGUUGGUGUUGACUCCGGAUCCCAGGGCACCGGAUGAGCAGUGUGAGGAGGAUGACCCCUAUGCAUCUGGGUAUGGCAGUGGUGAUGAUGAAUAUGAUGACACAGAGACCACAGACGAAGUGAAGAAAGUACAUGAGGAGAGAGAAUACCCUGUACCUGAUGAAGAUCAGACACUUCCUGUCAGAGCGCCCCCUACUGAAGCAUCCUAUGAAGCUCCAUUUGAUGAUGAGGACUUGGAGGAAGAGUCAUCAGGUCAGGACAUGGUGCUUACUGAGAGAGAGCCAAGCAGGACAGAGAAAGCUGUAUAUCACAAAGGAAAUGAUUAUCCACUGAUGAUGCCGGUGCAUAAAGGGGAGAAAGGAGACCGUGGACCUGCUGGACCUCCUGGCCCUCCAGGACCCCCAGGCACAGCGAGCUUAUCAGGCCCUAAAGGAGACAUCUCAUCUUGGGUAGGAGAGCCAGGGGCUCAGGGCCCUCCAGGACCACCAGGACCUACGGGUGCACCAGGAAAGGACGGCCUUCCUGGUAGUCGUGGAGAAGAUGGAGAACCAGGAGAAACUGGAGCUCCAGGGUUCCCAGGUAUACCUGGUGAUCUAGGAAUAAAGGGAGAAAAGGGUGAUCCUGGAGUUGGUCUGCCUGGACCUCCUGGGCCUCCGGGACCACCAGGACGAUCAGGGACACCCCGAUAUGUGGAUGCCAUUGAUGGUUCAGGAUUUGAGGACUUUGACAGUGACACAGAGAUGAUCAGGGGUCCACCUGGGCCUCCAGGACCUCCAGGGCAGCCCGGUCCUCCUGGCCCCCCUGUAGGUCUCUCUCCUGGGCCAAUGGGACCUCCAGGGGCUCCAGGGAAAGAUGGGAAGGAUGGGGAGAUGGGUAAACCUGGAAUUUCAGUAAUUGAGGACUGGUUUAGUGGGUCUGGAUUUGAUGCAGGUUCUGGAUUUGAUGCUGGGUCUGGAUUUGAUGCUGGUUCUGGAUUUGAUGUUGAGUCUGGGAUUGAUGCUGGGUCUGCAUUUAAGCUUGGCUCAGACCUGGACUUAGUUGAGGGUGCUGAUGGCAGAGAUGGUGAACCAGGAAAAGAGGGCCAGAAAGGGGAGAAGGGUGAAGCUGGAUUGCAUGGGACUGCAGGACAAAAGGGUGACUCAGGGCAGCCAGGCCUCCCAGGAGUACCAGGGGCAGCAGGAUCAGAAGGUCGAAAGGGAGAACCUGGCCCACUAGGACCCCCAGGACCUCCAGGUCCACCUGCACGCUUCAGUUUUGACGUACUGGAUUCUGAGGGCUCAGGAGUGGGUGGAGACAGUGGCUUUGGGCCGUUCCUCCCUAGAGGGCCUCCUGGUAUUCCUGGUUUGCCUGGCCCCCCAGGACCACAGGGAAAAGAUGGUGUGAACGGUCUUCCAGGUACCUCAGAGAAGGGGGAGCCUGGUCCUGCAGGACCUGAAGGGAAACCUGGACUACCUGGAAGAAAUGGAGAAAAAGGAGAGAAAGGGGAAAUGGGGCAGAAGGGAGAAAGAGGUCUAGAUGGAGUCAGUCUUCCUGGUCCACCAGGGCCGCCUGGACCACCAGGACCUGUCAUCAACCUUCAGGAUUUAUUGCUGAACGAUACUGAGGGCCUUUACAACUUCACAGGGCUUUUUGAACCUCAAGGUCCUUUGGGGCCAAGAGGUCCAAAGGGUGACCGCGGCAUCCCAGGAGUCCAGGGCCCCCCAGGGUUAAAGGGUGAGAAAGGAGAACCAGGGAUCACUAUUGGUGCAGAUGGAUCGCUGUUGUCUGUAGUGCCUGGGCCUCAGGGACCAAAAGGACUCAAGGGUGACAGGGGUGUUCCUGGACUGCCUGGUGUACUGGGCCCAGUUGGACCAAGUGGACCCAAAGGGGAAUUUGGAUUUCCUGGCCGCCCAGGUCGUCCUGGUCUGAAUGGACGCAAGGGAGAAAAGGGAGACUCAACUGGAUUACCGGGCCCACCUGGUCCCCCCGGCCCACCUGGACGUCCUGGAAUCUUCAACUGUCCCAAAGGAACAGUGUUCCCGAUUCCUCCCCGGCCCCACUGUAAAACAUCUAUCAACGUCAAUUCUACUGCAGAGGGAGCCAGCUGUUCAACAUCUGGAGCCAAAGGGGAGAAGGGUGAAAGGGGUCUUCCUGGCCCUCCAGGUCCUACAAUUACUAUGCUGGGUGCAGGCACCGUGGGAGAAAAAGGUGACUACGGUUUCCAGGGCGAGAAGGGAGAGAAAGGCGAGGCUGGGAUGCCAGGGCCACCUGGAACAUCUGGGUUGGCGGGACCUAAAGGAGAAUCAAUCGUUGGGCCCCCUGGUCGUCCAGGACUUCAGGGGCCACCCGGUUCUCCUGGUAUUGGGAGACCUGGUGCCACUGGACUCCGAGGCCCUCCCGGACCUCCUGGACCUCCUGGCUAUAGCUCUGCUGCUGCUAUUCCUGGCCCACCUGGGCCUCAAGGUCCUCCUGGUCCACCAGGACCAGCUGCUGGUGGCUCUACCACAGUAAAGAAAUACCCAAGUCUUCAUGCCAUGAAACAUGAGUCGUAUGUGGUUGAAGAGGGAACAUUGGCCAUGGUUACAGAUACGAGUAAACUCUACCUCAAGGUCCAAGGGGGUUGGAGAGAGAUUCAGUUCGGAGGGUUGAUUGAGGUGAAUUCCCCAACUGUCCUCUCACAAGAUGAUGCUCAGCCUUUGAUACUGACUCCUCGACUCAGCAAUACUCCUAAAAUUCACACAGGAAGUGCGCUCAGGCUGGUUGCCCUGAACACACCACUGACUGGGGACCUGGGCUCCAUCCACUCAGUGAAUAAGCAGUGCAGACUGCAGGCUCAGGCCAUGGGCAUCCGAGACGAGUACAGGGCUUUCCUUUCUCACCACCUACAAGACCUGAUCGACAUUGUGCAGCCGCCCUACCGCACCACCUUACCCAUCGUUAACCUCAGGGGUGAAGUUUUGUUUAAAAAUUGGGAAAGCAUCUUCUCCGAUCACGUUCUCCCUCCUGGGAUCCCUCUCUACUCUUUUGAUGGACGAGAUGUGAUGAGUGAUCCUUUCUGGCCACAGAAGGCCAUAUGGCAUGGUUCGUCAGAGAGGGGAAGACGUCUGGAUGAUAAGAACUGUGAGUCCUGGAGAGCUGGUGACAUGGCCAUCACGGGCCAGGCUUCCUUCCUCUACAGUGGCCUGCUGAACCAGCAAACCCGUAGCUGCUCCAACCAGUUCGUCGUUUUGUGCAUCGAGACCAACCCUGACCACAACACUGUCGAAGAACUCAAACGGGCACAAUAUCGCUACAGACGCUGGCAUUACAGAUACUGACAUCUACACCAGAAAACCUCUGCCAUCAACACGCCAACAUUCCAAAAGGUGUAAAUAUCCGUACGUUGAUGAAAGGCCAUGUCAUUGAGAAACUAAUGAACCAUCAGUGAGAGCCAUUCUCAGGUUUUGAGCACAUGGACAUUUUGUAACAAAGCCAUUUCUCUCACAGCAUAAAGCUGCAUGAUCACGACGUUUAAGCAGAGGGACGCACCGGGCCUCCAAUCCUUACAAGUCAUUUUGAUGCACUGUAUUUUCAUUUUUCAGUUUUUGGAAAUUCAUAGAUGUCUUUUUUUUUUCUACUUCACAUCAUCUUUUCAUUUUGAGUAGCAAAAGAUGUGUCAGUAUUUAAUUUAAUUUCAGUGUUUUAUUUAUACCUGACCGCACAUAAUCUAAAUAUGUCAAAAGAUUGAGGAUAAAUAUGUAAUUUAUAGUUUCAGCUGUUCAGAUGAAAUCUGCACCUGUUUCUUGCCUCUUUUAUGAAAGAAGAUUUUCUAUAGCAUCUCUGUUGAUGAAAUUAUAUUCCAUUUUUGUAGUUUCUGGAAAUGUGACUGCAGAUUUUUUUUUCCAGAGAUCAUUCAAGUCCUCAUUUUCUGUUGUUUCAGUUUUUAGGCCAACAAUUUGAGCAGUGUUUAGUGGUAAGAAGUAAGGUGUAUUCUUCAUUUUCACUGGUGCUUAUUGAAUAAAAUCUCUUUUACAAAUA